Urocitellus parryii (Arctic ground squirrel) is the source of this 2908-nucleotide messenger RNA. It is a transcript of the gene Cdc42ep4, whose product is annotated as CDC42 effector protein 4. Gene Ontology annotation, cellular component: cytoskeleton; cytoplasm; plasma membrane. Lineage: Eukaryota; Metazoa; Chordata; Mammalia; Rodentia; Sciuridae. Gene Ontology annotation, molecular function: small GTPase binding. The record is from RefSeq and is a predicted model, not a curated record. Gene Ontology annotation, biological process: regulation of cell shape; Rho protein signal transduction; positive regulation of actin filament polymerization.
UGUCCUGGUGUUGGCAGAGAAGCUGGCCAUGUCCUUGGCACAGGGCCUCCCAGAUCCUUCCACCAGCCCUGGGUGACUUAGGACACCYAACACCGUCAGCACAUCGUGCACGUAGUCGUUACACAGUGUUGCUCAGCGGAAGCCCACAAGGAGUAGGAAGCCCAUUCGCAUUCAGUGCAGACAAGUUUUUUUCCCACCAAAUAUUUUCAGCCAGUGGUUGGUUCAGGCUGUGGAUUGGAACCCCCCGGGCAUGGAGUCYGUGCAUGUGGACGUGUGGCUGUUGGAGACCUGCAAUAAGUAGGGCGACGAAUGAAUGGAGAGGGAAUGUGAGCCUCUUGCAGCCGGUGGUGCGCGUCACGACUGAAGUCAGGCCGUGCCAAGGCCCUUUGCCCWACUGUCCAGCCACGUCGCUUGGAGCCGGUAUUGGACCAAUGCCCUAUGAUCUCCGCGUCCUCCCCUGCUCCACCUGCCGGACUUGGACUUCAGCCCUGACCUCCGGAGGGUGCGCCUCCCUCCCACCGGCAAGAUGCCCAUCCUCAAGCAACUGGUGUCCAGCUCCAUGCACUCCAAGCGCCGCUCCCGCCUGGACCUCACAGCUGAGAUGAUCAGCGCUCCGCUGGGUGACUUCCGUCACACCAUGCACGUGGGCCGGGCUGGGGACGCCUUUGGGGACACGUCCUUCCUCAACAGCAAGAAAGGUGAGCCCGACGGAGAGUCUCUGGAUGAACAGGCCUCCACGUCAUCUUCCAAACGCAGCCUCCUGUCCCGGAAGUUCCGGGGCAGCAAGCGGUCUCAGUCGGUGACCCGGGGGGACCGGGAGCAGAGAGACAUGCUGGGCUCCCUGCGCGAGUCGGCACUCUUUGUCAAGAAUGCCAUGUCCCUGCCCCAGCUCAACGAGAAGGAUGCUGCGGAGAAGGGCUCCAGCAAGCUGCCCAAGAGCCUGUCGUCCAGCCCCGUGAAGAAGCUGGGUGCCGGAGAGGGCAGCGGGGAGGAGGCGGGCGCGGGGGACCUGGGUCCCCGGCGGAACGGGGCAGUGGCUCCCUACCCCCCUGACCCCCUGCUGGAUGAGCAGGCCUUCGGGGACCUGACGGAUCUGCCCGUGGUGCCCAAGGCCAGCUACGGGCUGAAGCACGCCGAGUCCAUCCUGUCCUUCCACAUCGACCUGGGGCCCUCCAUGCUGGGCGACGUCCUCAGCAUCAUGGACAAAGAGGAGUGGGACCCGGAGGAGGACGGGGGCGGCUACCGUGAAGAAGAAGGCCUCGGGGGCAGCGCCCAGGGCCCCCCGGUGGCCGAGGCGGCCCCUCCCCUGGUGAGGCAGGACGGCAAGGGCGGCCCAGACUUGGCCCCGCUGCCCUCCCACGCUCUGGAGGACGAGGGGUGGGCGGCGGCUGCCCCCAGCCCCAGCUCGGCCCGCAGCGUGGGCAGCCACACCACGAGGGACAGCAGCUCCCUCUCCAGCUGCACGUCGGGUGUCCUGGAGGAGCGCAGCCCGGCCAUCAGGGGCCCAGACAGGGCCCGGGUCACCCUCCCCAGGCAGCCCGACAAGGAGCUGUCCUUCAUGGACGAGGAGGAGGAGGAGGACGAGAUCCGAGUGUGAGCCUGUGGGCAGGUCGCCGCUCCUGGGAGCUCUGGGGCUGCGUGUUUCUCUCUGCCCCCUCCCCACUGUGACCUUUGUGUGACCUUUGACCUUACCAUGCGGGGGGGGGGGCACCCAGAGCCUCCCUGGACCUCGCGGAUGAGGGGCACCGGCCGAGCCCUCCAGGACUUGGGGCCCGAGGAGGCCCAGGGCCCACAGGAGGGGCUUGCCUGGCUUUGCGUCGCGACCCGCAGCUGCAGAGGCCCGCUGUGUUCUUGUAGCAGGAGUCGUUUUUCCUCUCGCCUCCCUCUCCUCCAGCCUGGCCUCACAUGGAUGCCAGAUGUCAACCUGAGUUCCUGCCACGCGCAGCCACGCGGGUCACCAGAGGCAGCCUCUGCUCCAGGGCCAAGGACACUGGACGCCCCUUCCUCUCAAUGGGGCCUCGUGCAGCAGGAGGAAGGGGGCGCUCACAAGUCCCUCCCCUGACUCCUGCCCCGGAAGCCUGGAGCCCCUGGGAGCAGGCUGGAGCAGGACAGCCAGCUGGACACUGAGCACAGCCCCUUCCUGGGAGCGGGGGCAGGGGUGGGGGGCGCAGAAGGAGAGCCCCAGGAUGACACUAGGAACAGGGCUGGGGCCGAGCCCUUUGGUUGUAUUUGUCCUUUGUUAUUAUCAUGUUCAGAUCCCAUAGAGAGCAACAUCAGGAACUGUCCCUAGGCUGCCACCAGAAGGAAAAUGCAAUCUUUUUUAGAAAACCUUUUUACUCCUUCUUCUGGAAAUUCAGGGGCCGUCAGCACACUCAACGUCUGGGGCCGGUCCUGUGGCAAAGAACCCAGCCCGACUCCAGCGAUAGGGGGUAGGAGUGGCUCUUGUUCCUGCCCCUGCCCCAUGUAGGAAAGUUCUGGAAAAUGAUUGUUAAAGAAAAAAAUAACACAUCCUUGAGGGGGAGCUGUGUCCCUGCAGCUGCCCGGGGCCCCCCCCAGGGUUCUUCCCCUUCCUGCCUCAGGCUCCUCCCCCACUGCCAGGCCAGGAGGUUGCCAGAUUUAGCAAAAGCAAAACACAAACCAGAAGGCUGGGUUCAUUUGAGUUUCAGGUAAACAAAGACUUGGUUUUGAGUACCAGUGUCCCCCUGUAACAUCUGGAACAUUCUUACACUGAACAGUCCUGUGCUGUCUUUCUGAAGCUCAGAUUCUCACUCUGCCUCCCUCAGUCUUCCCCAGAAGACCGAGGAGAAGCCUGAGAAGGAGCCCCAGGGGGGACAGCCGGUUAUUUUUCUGUCCUGGGAACAGGCUGACCCACUGCCUGGUCUCUGGCCCGCAGGAGGGGGGAAGAGCG